Thunnus maccoyii (southern bluefin tuna) is the source of this 3736-nucleotide messenger RNA. RefSeq names its product cytokine receptor common subunit gamma-like. Gene Ontology annotation, molecular function: protein binding; cytokine receptor activity. The transcript is spliced from 8 exons. Bases 466 to 1512 code for a protein of 348 amino acids. The record is from RefSeq and is a predicted model, not a curated record. NCBI's taxonomy places the organism in Eukaryota, Metazoa, Chordata, Actinopteri, Scombriformes, Scombridae. Gene Ontology annotation, cellular component: external side of plasma membrane. Gene Ontology annotation, biological process: cytokine-mediated signaling pathway.
CACUGCAUUGUAACUAAAAAUGUUGUUUUAUUAUUUGGUAUUUAAUGCUGUUCAAACUGAAUUUGCACAACAUAAAUGUGUCAAUCCAAUAUAUUCAUCAGUGUCUGAUAUUCAUCAGAUAGUCAUUUAUAAUAGACCUCUGAUAUUAUUUGCCAUUAUUAUAAUUGUUGUCACAGCUCUGACACCUUAUCAAGAACAUCCUUCAGCUGCAAACUGCGACUUGUUUUUCAAUUUAAAAAUUGUUUUACAAAUUGUCUGCAUCUUAUUUUUCAUCACAGCCACACAGCACAAGCUUCAAUAAUAGGCAUUUUUAUCUAGAGCCUACUAUCUCGACAGUUUCCGCUGACAGGAAACAAAACCCACAAAAUGUCACUCAAGCAGAAAUGAGAUGUACAACGCAACGAUACUCACAUGUAGAAGUCGACGUGGUCCAAUGCUGAAAGCAUCGUGCGCUGGUGUGCCACGAUGACAACUACAUUGCUUCUGCUUCUAUGUCUGACAGGAGUUGUGAUUGCCAAUGAACCUCCAGAUGUGGACUGUAUAGUGGUGCAUCUGGCAGCUGUUCACUGUGUCUGGAAUAAGCAGGGGACUCCAGAGGUCAAUUACACCUUCUACGGCAAGUUCCAUAAUGACAAAGGCAGUGACUGCGGCAACUAUCUGUCAGUGAACAACACAAUCAUCGGGUGUAAAUUUCCCUACAAGAAAGAGCAGAGGUUCGAUACAUUUCACACGGUACUUAAACAUGGCGACAGCAAGACUGAGAAGGACCAUGAACUUAAAGGCAAAGUCAGGUUAAAUCCACCAACCAACCUGACUGUCCAAAAUGUAUCAGACUCUAACCUGUGGUACUACUGGAAUCAGACCUCUAAUGGCUGUGUGGAGAGUGAGGUUCGCUUCAGGUCCAACAACAAGAAGUGGCAGUCUUCUAAAGUCAGUAUUGGGAAGCAGAAUUACUGCAUCAACAUGCCAUCUAGUAGUUCCGUGUAUGAGCUGCAAGUGAGAAGCAGAAUAGGGAACGACUGUGGAGAGUCUGAAUACUGGAGUGACUGGAGUGAGCCUGUUACGUGGGGAUCCAACAAUGGCACGGAAACUAAUCAACCGAAUAAUACAAUGUCUGUGUGGGCCACAGUGGUGUCAAUUUCGGCUGCUCUCACCCUCGUCCUACUGGUCAUGAUGUUGCUGCACCAUGAGAGGCUCAGAAUUAUCUUCAUCCCUGUGGUUCCAAAGCCAUCCCUGUUCCAUGAUGACAUCGAGGAUUGGCUGCGAAUGUCCAAAGGCCUUAAAGAAGGUUUUAAGGCUAGCUACAAUGAGCGUGCCUGUCCUGUCCGCGAGUACUGCCACGUCUCCCAGUCCGACAGUGAGAGCUCUGACAGCUCCACCUCCUCUGUCACCACUGACCAAACUGACUGCUCCGUCUUCAUCCUUGCCAACGAAUCAGAAGAGUCCACACCCUGCUCCUCUUCCACCUCUGUUGCUGUCACUUUGUCUGAGGAGCAGCAGGUUUCUGUUUAGGAGGUAUCUUAGUAAGGGUCGGAUUUUCCAAAUCUUUACAAUCCAGACUUUCUUACACUGACACAUCUCUUGCAUCUCUUGCAUCUCUUGCGAGGAUCAGAUUUCACGUCGAGAUGCUUAAAAGCCGUUAAUUAAAGUAAAGCUAUAUCAACCACCUGAUGCAGUAGUUACAGGUAAAAAGAACAAUUUAAAAUCUCCUUAAAAUGUUUAUUUUAACACAAAUAAUAAACUGCCAAAGACUUUAUCUAUAAAUCACUUUUCACUAAUAAAAUGCAGUUUAAUUGCUAAUAAAGUUAUGUGUGUUAGAGUAUAAAUAUUAUAAGUACUUAAUAUGUAACCACUUUGAGGCUCCAACAUUCAAUGUAACUCAGAGUUUUGACUUUAUCAGUGAUUUCAUUAUACAAGGAGAGCAAAAUGAAGUUCCCCUUACAAGAACUUCCCCUUCCUCUAAUCCCUACAAAAUAUUAUUUUACUGGUAGAAACAUGACAACAAUAAAAGCCCUAAAAAGUCACAACCUAUCAGUCAGGUUAUUAUGAGAGACAAAUAUUUCACACCAGUAUUUCAGCUACUCACUGAAAAUAUGGAUUCAGUAUAGUAAGUGAGUAGUGUUCAGUUCAGCAUCUCUACUGUUUUGCUCACUGACUUAUAAGAAAUAAAUGCAAAAUAUGUUGUGUGUUUAAGUUUACAUUUAAGGUUUAGACUUACAUACACAUUAGGAAAAAAAAAAGAAAUCCAAAGUGUUUCUUAAAAACUGACAGUAUUUUCAAAGUCUUGAUGACAUGAAAUGUAACUUCAGCACGGCAGCUACAUUCUUGGGAAAAAUCUACACUAAAAUUCUGAAAUAAAAAUCUAUGUACUCAAAACAGGACUUCAUUGCUCAGAACACAGUAUGGUAAAAUAGUCAGAUCAAUACCUCUUUAUCAGUGCUUGCUUGCUUGCAUCAGUCAGGUAAUUUCCUUAUCUGCAAUUUUAAAGUUAUUCUCCAUAUACCGAGCUUAGCAAUAUGGUGUUUGUGUGCAUUGAUAGCCUAUAUAUCAAUAUAUGUGCUUGUUUUAUAUUUUAAACUGUUAGUGAGACAUUAUGUAAUGAAACAAACCCACAUGCAUAAAUCACAGAAAGUUUAAACAAGUUUUCAAUACUUUUGGUAAUUUUAACUGAUCAUGCAGAUGGAGAAAGUGGCAAAAUGACAUUUUCUUGUUUGUUUUGUAACACAAAAGUAACUAAUAUGUUGGUGUCAUGUAUAGCUGGAUGAUAUUGAUGAAAUCUAAUAUCCCAACAUUUUGAUUAAAUACCUUAUUGGUAUUUGGGUAUGACUAUUGAUCUUCGUAUUUAAUGAGAACUAAUUACAAAAACCGAAGGCAGCUUUUAUUGUUCACUUGCUCAGCUGGUCAAAUUACCAAGUGGGUACCACUUUCUAAUCUUUUCUUUCUAAUUUUUAAAGGGUUUAUAAGUUGUACAUUUUAAAUUCUUGGCUUUAUUAAUGGUUAAUACGAAUUCUAUAUCUGCAACUGUGAGAUCUAAAAUAUCCCUUAGGCUGGUGUUAUCCUCCUCCAACAUGACACUUGCUGGACAAGUUUUGCAAUGCAUCCAGACCAAAAUGUAUUUAUUUUUUAACAAAUUAACAUUUAGGUUACUGCAUAUUGGAUGGAUUAUCAUAAAAAACCUUUAUUAAGGACUUGAUAUUAACUGCAGAUUCGAUGGCUUGUUAUAUAGUGAGAAAACCAUGAUCAUGUAUUAAUUAUUAUAUCUCCAUUAUUACUAAACAGAAAGAAUAGACGCCAGCCAAAAGAAUUUUUGGUAACAUGUUCCUACUGAUGUCUUCUAAUUGAUCUACAAAGCGUUAGUAAAUUAUUUACAACCAUUAGUUGCUGGGCUUAUCAUAAAGUCUUUACAAAAGGUGCCUUAUUAGAUCAUGUUACAAUAAUAUUACAAUACCCACAUGGUAUCUGGCAGUGAUCAAUACUGUACUGAUAUAUCACCCAGCUUCCAACCUCAGAAUUUCUGUAUUAGCCUAUACUGACAGAAUGUGUAACAUCUAUUAUCUUUGGAAGUACUUUUUAAAAAUAUAUAUAUUUUGUAUUGUUUUUUAUACUUCUAUCCUAUUUUUAGUGGAGCAUUAUAUGUCCUUCAUUCAAUAUAUUUGUCAUUACCAAGACUGACUCAGCUAUCUAGUGCAAUCUUCCCUGUCUGCCUCUGAUAAAUAAAUCCAUGUUUCCAUGAAAU